Molecule: messenger RNA, 1050 nt
Organism: Cryptomeria japonica (Japanese cedar)
Lineage: Eukaryota; Viridiplantae; Streptophyta; Pinopsida; Cupressales; Cupressaceae
Product: L-lactate dehydrogenase B-like
Exons: 1
Coding region: 1-1050 (349 amino acids)
Biological process (GO): carboxylic acid metabolic process
Cellular component (GO): cytoplasm
Molecular function (GO): L-lactate dehydrogenase (NAD+) activity
Source: RefSeq, a predicted model, not a curated record
AUGGAGAAGGGAAAGAGAAGUACGAGCUACGGCGAUUUCGGCAUAGACAUAGCCGGGAGCUUCUUCAAGUCGAUAGAGGGCGUUGGACCCCUUUCACCCAGCACACGAAACACAAAGGUCACUGUUGUGGGCGUCGGAAAUGUAGGCAUGGCGGUCGCCCAAACCAUUCUAACACAGGAGCUAACAAACGAGCUCGUAUUAAUAGACGUGCAGGCUGAAAAGCUAAGGGGGGAGAUGCUGGACCUGCAGCACGCCGCCGCCUUUCUCCCUCGAACGAAGAUCAUGGCCGACACAGACUAUGCCGUCUCAGCUGGGUCGGACCUCUGUAUUAUCACAGCAGGGGCUCGCCAGCGCGAUGGGGAGUCCAGGCUCGCACUGGUCGAGCGCAACCUCCACCUGUUCAAAAGCAUUGUUCCCCAGGUCGUCAAAUACAGCCCCAAUGCCACUCUCCUGGUCGUGUCGAACCCGGUGGAUGUUUUGACGUAUAUUACCUGGAAGCUUUCGGGAUUCCCGGCGAAUAGAGUAAUCGGGAGCGGUACAAAUCUGGACACUUCGCGCUUCCAAUUCAUGAUAGCCGACCACCUGGAUGUGAACGCGCAGGAUGUGCAGGCGUACAUGAUCGGCGAGCAUGGUGAUAGCUCUGUGGCGCUCUGGUCCUCCAUCAGUGUGGGAGGGAUGCCCGUGCUGAGCUUCCUGGAUAAGAAUCAGAUUCCCUAUGAGAAGCACCAUCUUGAGGCCAUUCAUCACACUGUUGUUAAUAGUGCGUAUGAGGUCAUUAAACUUAAGGGCUAUACUUCCUGGGCUAUUGGGUACUCGGCGGCUAACUUGGCCAAGAGUUUGCUGCGGAACCAGAGAAGGAUCCAUCCGGUUUCUGUUCUGGCUAAGGGCUUUCACGGAAUUGAGGACGAGGUUUUUCUUAGCCUGCCUGCACAGCUUGGAAGAGGUGGUGUACUUGGCGUUGUUAAUAUCCACUUGACAGAAGAGGAGAGGCAUAGUCUCAUGAAGUCCGCCCGGGCCAUCCUCGACGUUCAACAGCACCUUACUAUUUGA